This is a messenger RNA of Salmo salar (Atlantic salmon), 843 nucleotides long. Lineage: Eukaryota; Metazoa; Chordata; Actinopteri; Salmoniformes; Salmonidae. The record is from RefSeq and is a predicted model, not a curated record.
ACAGUGCUCUGAGGAUGAUCUGAAGCAGACCUUUGCCAAGUUUGGGACAGUUCUGGAGGCUAACAUCCCCCUUAAAUAAGAUGGAAAGAUGCGGGGCUUUGCGUUUGUCCAGUUUAAGAACGUCUUGAAGGCAGGAAAGGCCUUGAAAGCAAUAAACCUAAAGGAGGUCAAAGGAAGGCAGGUAGCUGUUGAUUGGGCUGUGGCUAAAGACAAGUUUGUCGCUACUCAGCCAGGAGCUAAGAAAGAGGAAAAGGUCACAGCAGAGAAACCGGCACCUGAAAGUGACUCUGAAGAGGAGGAAGAAGUAGAAGAGAACAAAGUCAUCUCUAAGUCAGCUCAGCAUCCAGACACCCCGUCAGAGGAGGAGGGUGUUGAGAAGAAUGACGAUGCAGAGUCUCAGGGGGCAGAUGAUGAUGAAAAAAAGUGAUCUUGGGUCUGAUGAAGACAACGAUGAAGAUGAUGACUGUGAGGAUUCUGCCAACAGAAAGCCCCUACCAUCAGACGUCAAUGAGGGCAAAACCAUCUUUAUCAGGAACCUGUCGUUUGAUACGGAGGAGGAGGGCUUGGAGGAGGUGUUACUGCAGUAUGGAGAACUGAAGUACAUCAAGAUCUGCCUACACCCAGACACUGAACACUCUAAAGGUAUUGCCUUUGCUCAGUUCAAGUCUAAAGAAGCAGCAGAGAAAUGCAUUGCUGCUGCGGAGGAUGAGUCAGAGGUGAGACGGAAUAGGAUAAAUGACUCAUGUAUUCUACAGGUACAUCUCUUCUGAUGAGCUCUGAGUUGCUGUAAUGUAUGUUUGGGGGUAACAUGUUUGUCUGUCUUAGAGCGAGGGUAUCCGUGUG